This is a messenger RNA of Eremomyces bilateralis CBS 781.70, 2173 nucleotides long. Its product is annotated as putative Sodium/dicarboxylate symporter. The record is from RefSeq and is a predicted model, not a curated record. Gene Ontology annotation, molecular function: neutral L-amino acid transmembrane transporter activity; L-glutamate transmembrane transporter activity; glutamate:sodium symporter activity. Gene Ontology annotation, cellular component: plasma membrane. The coding region runs from base 235 to 1716 and encodes 493 amino acids. The transcript has 4 exons. Gene Ontology annotation, biological process: L-glutamate transmembrane transport. NCBI's taxonomy places the organism in Eukaryota, Fungi, Ascomycota, Dothideomycetes, Eremomycetales, Eremomycetaceae.
UCUAUGGGAUGCCUUCGAUCUUCCUAAGUGGUCAUGCUAGUCCUUAGUGUUAUCGUCCGCUGUGCUUGGAAGUUAGACCCAAUCUUACGGGAUCAACCAGUAGACUUCCUAGCAGUGUGAUAGAGAGUAUAUAUACAUGGGCGUCCGCCUACCUGGCUCACGGUACAACCUGGUUUCCAUCUGACGGAACAGCACAAUAAUUGGCGUGGAAUAUUCUGUUGUUGGCUAGCAACCAUGUCGAAAGCGAACGAAGCGAAUUUGGAGGAACCGGAGGUUCACAUGAGACCCGUCGGUACACUCGAUAGCUUUGAGAACCAGAAGACGGAGUUCCCAGCUGGGGGCAUUCAAGAGGAGGUCGCAGUUAAGAAACCUUGGGGGCAAAGGAUUGUCGACGACCUCAAGACCCCUGGCCAUGCGUUCCAAAUCGUUGUUGCCGCGGCCAUCGCAAUUGGGAUUGGUAUCGCGGUCUCAGUGACGGUAGACGACGUUCCUACUGCGGCACCAGCGAUCCUCGGGAUCCCCGGUACUCUGUGGUUGCGAGGAUUGAAGGCGACAGUUCUUCCCUUGAUCGUGGUGGCUAUCAUCAUCGCCAUGCAAAAUCUGCGGCAGAUGGCCAGAGAGGGCGCGGCGCUGGCGCGAUAUACCAUCAUGUUUUACGUCGGCACAACCAUUCUCGCUGUCAUCCACAGCAUGAUCAUCACGGACCUGGGCUGGCGCCGCCUCAUGCGAGAUGUACGAGACAGCCUCCCUGAAAUGAGCGAAACCGCCGAGGAGAAGGUCAAAGCAGGAGACAAGCAAGAACCACACGACAUCGUGGUCACUGUCUUCGAAUCUUUCAUCCCUGCCAACAUUGUUAGUGCCGUUGCUGAGGACGAGCUGCUGGCCGUGCUCAUCACGGCGAUUAUUGUCGGUCUACUGAUCAAAGGGCCCAACUCCUCGCUGCUCCGCGCUACGAAGGAAGUCGAGCGCAUUGUGAGCAUCGCCAUUGCGUUCUUGAUUAAGCUGGCACCACUCGGCGUGUUCUCGUUGAUCUUGUCGAAUCUCUUGACGCUCGACGUCGCCGCGGUUGGUGUGAAUGUUGGGGUUCUCUUAGGUGCAUCUAUUGCCCAAAUGCUCGCUCAUCUCUUCCUCGUUUUACCCAUGAUUUUCUUCCUCAUCACUCGGACGAACCCAUAUAGUUACUGGAUGAAAUGUUCGCCAGCGUGGAUCACCGCGUGGGGAACCGCAUCCUCUGCGGCCACCAUGCCCGUAACGCUGAGGAUGAUGCACGCAAGGAAAGUCCCGGAUAUGGUUUCUCGAUUUAGUAUCCCGCUCGGUACUCUCAUCAAUAUGGAUGGGACAGCAAUUUACUUCCCCAUGGUGGUCGUCUUUCUCGCCACAACCCAGGGCAUAAAACUGAACGCAGGCGACUACACCAUUAUCGUGCUACUCUCCACGCUCUCCUCGAUCGCUACCACCCCGAUCCCAAGCUCUUCUCUUGUGCUGACCGUCAUGAUCGCUAAUGCGGUCAAUGUACCCGUCACCGGCAUGUUCGCCAUCGUGGUUGCUUUUGACUGGCUCAUCGACCGCUUCCGGACCAUGACCAACGUCAGCGGCGAUAUGUAUGCGGCGAAAUGCCUGGAAAAGCUGACUGGCAUCACGGAUAAAGAUGAACUAGACCUGAACUUUGAAGAAUCGAGGGGGAGCGUUGGCCAUCCAGAGAAUUAUCGUGUAUGAAAGGGUUCUCCUGUUGGAAGCUUGUUUCUGCUUCUUGGUUUCCAAGGAUGGCUUCGCGCACUCACCGCGGCCGCUUGUGUAACUUUCGCAUCUUGAAAACCAGAGACCAGCACUACGAACCGCUUCGAAUUAAAGGGAAAGGCCCCUGAUAAUUAAUAAUAUGCCAAAGGAGCUUCCAAUGGAGGUCCAAGCUUUACAACAUUUCCCUCAGGCCUCAUGUCACCCAACCUCAGCCUUUGUUCAAUAAUAACAUGCCCUUCACGAUCAGCUCGCAAGGCUGCGAUUUUGUAGCCCGAGUCUAGACUGCGGUAGAUGCCGCUUCACACAGGUUGUCGGUCUCCGAAAGCGGUGGGCUGCCACCUCAAAUGCUGCUAAUACCAUAGUCCAACAGCAAAUGCAACUAAAAUACAGGUAUUAGCUCUCCUUUCCACGAGGCUGAAGGGAAGAGAGUUAUUAU